Molecule: messenger RNA, 1139 nt
Organism: Protopterus annectens (West African lungfish)
Lineage: Eukaryota; Metazoa; Chordata; Ceratodontiformes; Protopteridae
Gene: RIIAD1
Product: regulatory subunit of type II PKA R-subunit domain containing 1
Exons: 5
Coding region: 229-501 (90 amino acids)
Source: RefSeq, a predicted model, not a curated record
CAUCAAAUCCAACUUUAUAAAUUCCAAUGAAAACAACGUUAUAGAUUAGUAUUUGUGAUAGAGAUAGGAAGAGGAAUAGAAACAGAUAUAACAAGUUCUGACUGUAUGAUUAGGAGGCACUGUUACUGUUUCCUAAGUAACGCAAUGUACACUUCCGCUGUGCUGGUAUCUAACGCGUGUGAAAGCAGUUUGAAUUGAUGUGGGUUCUGUGACAACUUGUAAACAAAAAUGGCAGAAAUUGUUACUCCUUGGUUUGGUAACGCGGACCCUGGUGCUUUGAGUCGUGUGCAGCAGGAGAAACUCCGUCAGUUCAAGAUUAAUACUCGAAUCAGUAACGAACGAUACUUGAGGUCUCAUCCAGAGGUGGAGCUGCUGGUGUCUGACUUUGUCAGGGGGCAUGCAGCUGUUAAAGAUAUGACCAGUGGUAAUAUGAACUCAUUCAUCUUGAUAUUGCUUUUGCAACAAUCUUAUCUGAGCAUCUGUUUUGAGAAGUUCUCCUGAAAAGACCAGAGAAUAUACUGGAGUUUGCUGCAGAGCAUUUCGUUGAUCCUGAGUUUCCAAGAAGGAUCCAGAGAAAACUGGAAGAGAGAGAAGAAAGAGAAUGAAGUGAAAGUCAUUGCAUCUUUAGGGAGAAAAUUUAAUGUUUUAAGUAAAUGUACUGUUUACAAAAUUGGAUAAUUCCCAAUUUAUCAGCACCUUUUUUUUUUACUUCUUUGGCACGAAACAGGUGAGCAAGGAACAGUCACCAUAUAAAGUCCAGCAGCAUUUUGCUUACUGUGUAGCAGGUGUAUUCUCUAUGGUGAAGAAUGAUUGUCAGAGAAAAGCAGUGAAUAUAAUUUCAUGUGAAGAUAAAGGUGAUGAUUAAUACAUCCACAGUAACCUUGGCCAUUGUAUUGUGAUAAAAUCCCAGAAAAUAAGCCUUCUUGAUAGUCUGUUUUUGAUCACAGAAUGAUGCACCAUCUCCAAAGAGCAAGUUGGCAUUAAUACCAAAAAAAUGUUCCAAUAUAAGCUAAAAGAUCUUGAUAUGUAUACCAGUUGUCUAUCUGUACACACAGGAGAGUAACCAAGAAGACUGUGCCAUGAACAAGCUGACACUUUUGCUUGAUAACAGGACCUUUAAAUACAGAGAGGAUAUCAUG